Brassica oleracea var. oleracea is the source of this 1705-nucleotide messenger RNA. Its product is annotated as probable beta-1,3-galactosyltransferase 4. Lineage: Eukaryota; Viridiplantae; Streptophyta; Magnoliopsida; Brassicales; Brassicaceae. The transcript has 11 exons. Gene Ontology annotation, cellular component: Golgi membrane. Gene Ontology annotation, molecular function: hexosyltransferase activity. The record is from RefSeq and is a predicted model, not a curated record. The coding region runs from base 323 to 1531 and encodes 402 amino acids.
AUCACACAACAUAAAUAAGAUUCCAUUCAUCUUUCUUCCUCCAGCUUCGAAAGCAAGUACAAAGCCACGACUUCUCUUGCUAGGCUUCUCCCUACAUUGGUCUCCAAACUUUUCAUAGGAAUCAAUCUAAUCUUUUUCUGGAUCUGAAAAAAAAAAAUAACUGGAGGUUUGGGGUUGACUCCGGGAGAGAGUCGUGGUCGUGGUCGUGGAGGGCGUCUCUCUGGUAUAGUAGCUCUUUGGUGAGAUUCUUUCUUUCUGGGUUUCCUUGGGAUCGAUAGAUAGAAGAAGAUCCUUAUAUGGUUUUGGUUAGAAACACAACCAAAUGUCGUUGAAGCAUCAUCAUCACCAUAGAGGAGUAGAGCUGUCGGCGGCUUCAAAGAGUUUUGUCUCAAAGAAAUGGGCUUUCUUACUCUGCAUCGGUUUCUUCUGCGCGGGAACUCUCUUCUCCGACAGAAUGUGGCCAGAGCCUGAAGCCAAUGUUGCAUCAAGGGAAGCAGCUUCAGAUGAACGGCUGCUCUUAAUGUCAGAGGACUGUGAUUCAUCAAAAAAGACAAGCCUUGGAGAAGUGUACAAGAGUCCUGAUGCAACUCAAACGCUAGACAAAACGAUCUCAACUCUGGAAAUGGAACUAGCGGCUGCAAGAGCCGCGCAAGAAUCCAUCAUGAAUGGUUCACCAGUCUCUGAUGAGUUCAAGCUCCCUGAAACUGUUACCAAAAGAAAGUAUCUGAUGGUUGUUGGGAUCAACACUGCGUUUAACAGCAGAAAGCGCAGAGAUUCGGUUCGUGCUACUUGGAUGCCUCCCGGCGAGGAGAGAAAGAAGCUAGAGGAAGAGAAAGGGAUAGUGAUGCGUUUUGUAAUAGGCCAUAGUGCCACUCCUGGUGGUAUUCUUGAUAGAGCGAUUCAGGCUGAAGAAAGUAAACAUGGAGACUUCUUGAGGCUGGAUCACGUUGAAGGUUAUCUAGAGCUGUCAGCAAAGACUAAAUCUUACUUCAUAACGGCUUUUGAAUUGUGGGAUGCAGACUUCUACGUGAAAGUUGAUGAUGAUGUGCAUGUCAAUAUAGCAACGCUGGGAGCAGAGCUAGCAAAAUAUCGUAUGAAGCCUCGAGUAUACAUUGGUUGCAUGAAGUCUGGACCCGUUCUUGCUCAGAAAGGAGUGAGGUAUCAUGAACCUGAGUAUUGGAAGUUUGGAGAAGAGGGUAACAGGUACUUCCGCCAUGCCACUGGUCAGCUCUACGCAGUCUCCAGGGAGUUAGCGUCUUACAUAUCUAUAAACAAAAACGUACUACACAAGUAUGUGAAUGAGGAUGUUUCUUUAGGAUCAUGGUUUCUUGGAUUGGAUGUGGAGCAUGUAGAUGACCGUAGGCUUUGUUGUGGUACUACAGAUUGUGAGUGGAAGGCGCAGGCGGGGAACAUGUGUGUUGCCUCGUUUGAUUGGAGCUGCAGUGGGAUUUGUAGAUCAGCGGAUCGGAUGAAGGAUGUUCAUCGAAGGUGUGGAGAAGGUCCAAACGCUCUCAUGGCUGUAUCAUUUUGAAAGAAAGAUAACAGAAGGAACACAUUUAGAGAAGAAGAGUAUAGAGUAGACGAAUCAGCUCAACACCGUAGUAGUAAAGACACACACUCUAUAUAUGUUUAAGUCUCUUGAACUGAGAUGAGAAGGGUUCUUUUUACCCUCCUUUCUUAUUAUUAUUAUUAUUUUUUUAAAUCA